This is a messenger RNA of Fraxinus pennsylvanica, 1392 nucleotides long. Lineage: Eukaryota; Viridiplantae; Streptophyta; Magnoliopsida; Lamiales; Oleaceae. The record is from the annotation of a GenBank genome assembly.
AUGAGGAAUAGGAAAAGAAGGAAAGCUAUGAAGAGAAAUAAUCCUUAUCGUGUCUCUGAUCGAUCGUUGCCUUCGGAUCGUCCCUUCAACAAUCCCGCUGUCCAUGGAAGUGUUGAAGAAGCAUGGUUUGAUUCUGUUGCGGUACUUGAAUCUGACUGGAGUGAUGAAGAUUUCCAAAGUGCUUCCGAUGAUGUGCUCUCUCAGAGUGGCUUUGAUUGGGAAUCAUUAACUGGCCAUUCCGCUCGCAACUCAGUCAGUGAAACAGCAAGAGUGAAAUCUGAUGGACCUCUAAACGAGAUAAAGCCUGUGUUCGCUGAUGAAAUCUCCUCGACUUCCGGAGAAAAUGCUGGCCGGGAGGGCAGCUUGUUGGACAAUUGUGGAAUUCUUCCGCACAACUGCUUGCCUUGUCUUGCUUCUACUGUCCCUUCAGUUGAAAAGAGAACAUCCUUGAGCUCUAGUCCUCCAAGUACAAGGAAAAAGGCUGCCUUGAGACUUUCUUUCAAAUGGAAGGAAGGACAUCAUAAAGCCACUUUAUUUUCUUCAAAGGCACUUCUGCAACGACCUCUAGCUGGUUCGCAAGUGCCUUUCUGUCCCUUCGGAAAGAGAGUAACUAAUAGCUGGUCGAACAUUGAUCCGAGCACUUUCAAAGUUAGGGGAGAGAAUUAUUUGAGGGAUAAGAGGAAGGAGUUUGCUUCUAAUUCUGCCGCGUAUUAUCCUUUUGGUGUUGAUGUAUUUUUAUCUCAGAGAAAAAUUGAUCAUGUUGCUCGGUUUGUGCAACUUCCCGUUGGUGAAUCGUCCGGGACACUUCCACCUAUUCUUGUUGUGAAUGUUCAGAUUCCAUUAUAUCCCGCGGCAAUUUUUCUGGGUGAAAACGAUGGGGAAGGAAUAAGUUUUGUUUUGUAUUUUAAACUUUCCGCAAACUAUACCAAGGAACUUCCAACCCAUUUUCAAGAAAGUAUUAGAAGAUUAAUUGAUGACGAAGUAGAAAAAGUUAAAGGCUUUCCCGUAGACACAAUUGUACCCUUCAGGGAGAGGUUAAAGAUAUUGGGUCGUGUAGCAAAUGUGGAAGAUCUUCCUUUAAAUGCAGCAGAAAGGAAACUCAUGCACGCAUACAAUGAAAAACCCGUUCUUUCACGCCCUCAACAUGAAUUUUACUUGGGUGAAAAUUAUUUAGAGAUCGAUUUGGAUAUGCAUAGAUUCAGCUACAUAUCUCGGAAGGGGUUCGAGACAUUCUUCAAUAGGGUAAAGCUCUGCAUCAUGGAUUUCGGCCUCACGAUCCAGGGUAGCAAGGCUGAAGAAUUGCCAGAGCAGAUCUUAUGUUGUGUAAGGUUAAAUGAAAUUGAUUAUGUGAAUUACGAGCAACUUGGGUUUCUUCAGGAGUCCCUUGAAUAG